ACAUUGAAGCGAAAUUGUUGUUGUUUGGUAGCUUUUUGUUGAUAUCUGCAGACAAGGAUUCGGCUUGAUGAUUCGCACAUUUCGAUUGUCGUUAUCUCUCGUGGUUGGCUGUUUGUGUCUGUCGAAAGCUACUUUUUCGUUCAGUUCAACUGGUUGAUCUUGCGCUAGUGCUCGAAGAUACUUUCGUUUUUUUUUAAUUUGUAUAAUUAAAACAUGAAGAAGUUCAGCUUGAUAGUCGCAGUUUGUGCCAAUGGUGGAAUUGGCAUCAAAGGAGAUCUGCCGUGGAGAUUGAGGCAGGAGUUGAAAUACUUUUCUAGAAUGACGAAGAAGAUCACUGACACAAGCAAACGCAAUGCCAUUAUCAUGGGCCGGAAGACUUACUUCGGUGUACCUGAGUCGAAACGGCCUUUGCCAGAGAGACUGAACAUUAUUCUAACUCGAGAUCCCAGUGCCAAUACUUACCCAUCUGAUGUGAUGGUGUGCAAAAGCAUGCAAGAAGCACUGACAAAGCUAGAUGAAUCUCCGCUGGCAAAUGAAAUCGAAAACAUUUGGAUUGUCGGCGGCAAUGCAGUCUACAAAGAAGCAAUGCAGUCUGAGAGAUGCCACCGUAUCUAUCUGACGGAAAUCAAGGAGACGUACGAAUGUGACGCAUUCUUCCCGGAAAUCAAUAGCGAGUUUCAACUGGUGAAGAACGAUGAUGAUGUUCCUGAGGAGAUCCAAGAGGAAAACGGAAUUCAGUACCAGUACCGCAUUUAUGAAAAACUUUCUAAAUGAUCAUCGCAACAUGUUAUUAAUCAUUGUUAUAUUCAUUCCACUAACAUAAUAGUGACAAAUAUGCCCUAGGCAAAAGCCACGUUAAUAAAAAUGAUAAUUACGAAUAGACUAA
Molecule: messenger RNA, 886 nt
Organism: Aedes aegypti (yellow fever mosquito)
Lineage: Eukaryota; Metazoa; Arthropoda; Insecta; Diptera; Culicidae
Gene: Dhfr
Product: dihydrofolate reductase
Exons: 2
Coding region: 214-774 (186 amino acids)
Biological process (GO): dihydrofolate metabolic process; folic acid metabolic process; glycine biosynthetic process
Cellular component (GO): mitochondrion
Molecular function (GO): dihydrofolate reductase activity; NADP binding
Source: RefSeq, a predicted model, not a curated record